Messenger RNA from Anthonomus grandis grandis, 1125 nucleotides. RefSeq lists its product as uncharacterized. The coding region runs from base 113 to 712 and encodes 199 amino acids. The transcript is spliced from 4 exons. Lineage: Eukaryota; Metazoa; Arthropoda; Insecta; Coleoptera; Curculionidae. The record is from RefSeq and is a predicted model, not a curated record.
CACCUCCCCCGAUUUACCCUGAUGGCGAGGAUUAUUGAUAUAAAAAUGAAAGAAAGUCAAUUUUGGGUAGUACAAUUUUAUUGGCUCGUGUGGUAGUGUAUCAAGUGACACGAUGAGGAUUUUGGUGGUCUUGACCACCUUACUUGCAGCGACUUACGGAAUACCACAAGGUUACAACUACCCUCCGGCUCCUAGUGGUCCCAGUGGACCCCCAUCAGGCAGCUAUGGCCCACCACCCGGCCCACCACCAAAAUAUGGCCCACCUAAUGGUGGAAACGGAGGAGGACCACCGGUAGUGCAAAAACAUGUAUACGUUCAUGUUCCACCUCCGGAGAAGGACGUUCCGAGACCUAGGAAGCCCAUUGAAGUCCCACCAGCGCAGAAACAUUAUAAGAUUAUCUUUAUUAAGGCACCAACUCCACCAACGCCAACAGCUCCAAUCAUCCCAGCUCAACCUCAAAAUGAGGAGAAGACUCUCGUAUAUGUAUUGGUGAAGAAACCAGAAGAACCACCAGAGAUCACCAUUCCUACCCCUGCGCCAACCCAGCCCAGCAAACCAGAAGUUUACUUUAUUAGAUACAAGACGAAAAAAGAAAAUGGUGGAGGACCAUACCCAGAUAGUGGCCAAACCAGUAAUGGCGGCUAUCCAGCAGCCGGUCCGCCAUCCACUGAAUAUGGUGCACCAAAUGGAGGAACGAACGGAUAUAAAUAAGCAUCUUAUAAAUAUUAAGUAAAUCAAUGGUAGAUAAUUGCCAGCAAUGAAAUGCCAAAAUAUGUCCUAUGUAAACUUUGUUGAUCUAAAUUGAAAAACUUUCGGAGAGACGUGUUUUUGAUUUUGUACUCAUAACGUUUUAACUUUUAGGAUAAAAUAAUAAAGCUUUAAAAAAUGGUGACAAAAUAUUUUUAACCACUUACUUGUUAUUAUGAUUUGUGGCUUAAAGUUGUUAUUUUUAUUUGAUUGUAUGUGUAGAGGUUUGUGAUAGUUUUUUUCUUAUUGUAUAUAUUUUUUGUUUUACUUUUAUAAGUCCUAGGCAUAGCUUUUAUAAAAGAUCAAUUUAUCAUACUUAUUAAGUUUACAAUGCUCUGUCCCAGAGUUUUUAAAUAUAUUUUUAUACCUAAAUAAAA